Molecule: messenger RNA, 2469 nt
Organism: Gloeophyllum trabeum ATCC 11539
Lineage: Eukaryota; Fungi; Basidiomycota; Agaricomycetes; Gloeophyllales; Gloeophyllaceae
Exons: 5
Coding region: 1-2469 (822 amino acids)
Biological process (GO): glucan catabolic process
Cellular component (GO): cell surface; extracellular region
Molecular function (GO): beta-glucosidase activity
Source: RefSeq, a predicted model, not a curated record
AUGGCGUCCUCGCGCAACUCUGCAGGCCCCAACGUCGCCUACGACCCGCUCCCCAACGUACCCGACUCACAUCUUGACGUCAAUUACGACGAAGACCCUCGUUUUUCAACGGCUCGUUCCCUCUCCUACCACACACCCGAGACGAACUCUGCCGACCUUCCCGACAGCGGCUCAUCGCCGCCCGUGGCGCGCCCACGCUUCAUGGGCGCUGCCUUGGCAGGCGAGACAGGCCACAGCCCGCGCGACUCGUAUGCGUCGUCCAACAAUACCGGGCCUUCAUAUGCGGGCUACGACAAUGAUUCUUCCGUGUUUGCGUUGAACCCCGACGGUCGCCGCGAUUCAGGUACCCCUGUCCCUGUGUAUCGCGAUGACCCAGAGGGAGACCGAGGGACACCAACAGAUCCGCAGGGCACACUUGCGAGUCCACAAUACCUCGGAGAGAAGCAUGCGCUCUAUGAUGCCCCUCGCAAGAGCUCCAGACGGAAAAUCAUCAUCAUCGGCGCACUAGUUGGUCUUGUUGUGAUCGUGAUCGCCAUUGCUGUCCCCGUUUCGCUUGCAAACAGAAAAUCAAAUAACAAUGCCGCAAAGAGCUCCGGCGGUGACCCCGCCCAGCCGGGCGAGACUACCAGUGCGGGUGGGAACGGGAAUGGCGGUGGAAAGACGACGCUGGCUGUUACUGGCGGUGACGGCAGUAAGGUCACGACGGACGAUGGGUCCACAUUCACGUACUCGAAUUCGUUCGGUGGAUAUUGGUACUAUGACGAGAACGAUCCUUUUAACAACGGCGCCAAGGCGCAGUCAUGGACACCAGCACUGAACGAGUCCUUCAACUGGGGCAUCGACAAGAUUCGUGGAGUGAACCUCGGCGGAUGGUUAAAUACUGAACCUGUGAGUCUUCCUUCGCACCCCUGUCAUCUACCUUGGAGCAGGCGUGUGCCUGCGCUCUACGAGAAGUACGUCAACAGCACGACGCCAGCGGUCGAUGAGUGGACACUCAGCACCAAUAUGGCUGCGGAUACCGCCCAUGGUGGUCUCACACAACUGGAGGACCACUACAAGACGUUCAUUACUGAGCAAGACUUCGCUGAGAUCGCUGGCGCUGGUCUCAACUUCGUCCGGAUUCCCCUCCCAUACUGGGCCAUCGAGACUCGUGAUAACGAGCCCUUCCUCGCAAAGACUUGCUGGACGUACUUCCUCAAGGCCAUCCGAUGGGCGCGCAAGUACGGUAUCCGUAUCAACCUUGACUUCCACGCUCUUCCGGGAUCGCAGAACGGGUGGAAUCACUCUGGCAAGCUUGGGUCGAUUAAUAUGCUGAACGGCCCCAUGGGCUAUGCCAAUGCGCAGCGGAGCUUGGACUAUAUCCGGAUCCUUGCUGAGUUCAUUAGCCAGCCGGAGUACAAGGAUGUCGUGGUUAUGUUCGGUAUUACUAACGAGCCGCAAGAGAGUGUUGUUGGUGUGGAGAAUCUCAGCCGAUACUAUCUUGAGGCGUACAACAUCGUCCGCGAGGCUAGCGGUGUCGGCGAAGGCAAGGGACCCAUGAUCUCCUACCACGAUGGCUUCCAAAGUCUCACGUCCUGGGCGGAUUUCCUGCCGGGCGCCGACCGUAUUGCUCUCGAUUCUCAUCCCUACCUCUGCUUCGGCGGUCAGUCGGACGCUGCGAUGUCGACGUACGCCAAGACUCCUUGCAAUACCUGGGCAAACAAUUUCAACGAGAGUAUGUCCGCUUUCGGUCUGACUGGCGCCGGUGAAUUCAGCAACGCCGUCACCGACUGCGGCAAGUGGGUCAACGGUGUGAACCUGGGUGCGAGGUACGACGGGACGUUCACGGGGAACUGGCCGUCGCAGGGCAGCUGCGACCAGUGGACGAACUGGCCUGCAUGGGACGAUGAGAUGAAGCAGGGGAUGAUGCAGUUCGCCCUCGCCAGCAUGGACGCUUUGCAGAACUGGUUCUUCUGGACGUGGAAGAUCGGCAAUUCGAGUGUGACCGGCAAGGUGGAGAGCCCUGCCUGGAGCUACCAGUUGGGUCUGCAGAACGGGUGGAUGCCCAAGGACCCGCGGGUUGCUGAUGGCACCUGUGGGAACACCGCACCCUGGCAGCCGCCCCUCAAGCCCUCGCAGACGGGUGGCUCCGGUGCUGGGCAGAUCCCCGCAAGUGUGUCCUCCAGCUUUGCGUGGCCACCGACUGUCAUCAGCAACGCAGGUGCUGUCACUUUGUUGCCUUCGUAUACGCAGACCGGCUCCAUUCCUACCUUGACGGCGGAGACGUUCUCGUCGGCCAAGUCGACGAUCAGCGCUGGGAACGGCUGGGCGAACUCCGCGGACUCGGCGGGCAUGUAUGUGCCUGUUGCGACGUGUAAUUAUUUGGACCCUUGGAUUGGGGAUGCCGCUCCUCCAUCGCCGCUGUGCUCUGGCGGCAAGCGCAAGAGAGUGGCCGUGCCAGAGCCUUUGAUUACGCCUCCUCCCUCAUAA